Oppiella nova is the source of this 319-nucleotide messenger RNA. The record is from the annotation of a GenBank genome assembly. NCBI's taxonomy places the organism in Eukaryota, Metazoa, Arthropoda, Arachnida, Sarcoptiformes, Oppiidae.
AUGCAAGAGAUGGACGAAUUUGGCGCAGAAGAGGGCAAACUGAAAGAAGAGGUCAAUAAUAACGGCAUUAGUAGUGUUAACACUAAUACAAGAUCUCACGAGAAAAAGCAGUCAUCGAGUGCCAGGAAAAGACAACAACAGCUCAAAGAGUCGCCCAAUAAUGAGGUCUCUUCUGAAGUGAAUUCAACGCCUAAAAGACGCAAAGAGGACGACGCGAGUAAAAGUAAACGGGAGGACAGGGAGUCCAGAAGUAAAACGACAGAAAAACGAAGUAAUUCUUCGCGACGACACAAACAAGAGGACGACAAAUGAUAGCAUU